AGAACUACAUUUCCCGCCUCCAGUCGGCUUUGCAGUGUUGUUAACAGAUACAGGGGCUGGGGCACACUGCAAUAACUCUGGAGCUCACUGUAAACCGCUGCCUCGUCGUUGGGCUCAAAACACCGAUCCCUGUUUAUUGCUGACUGCUGACAGAAAUGUCAGAGACGUCAAGUGAUGCAGAGUCGUCCUGUGGCUGGACCAUUAUCAGUAAUGAGGGUUCAGACAUUGAGACGUUGGGAUCGGAGGCUGCAGUGGAAUAUGGAGCCGAGCUGUUAGAGCGCCCUCCAGUGGAGGAAACAGAGCCGCAGGAACCACAGGCUUCUGCAUCUAACGCUCAGUGUGUUGAAGAAAAAGUUGCUGAGUCCCUUAAUGAAACUGUGGAAGAGCAAACCAUAGAUGAGACACUGUGUGCCACAGAGGCUGUAGAUGACACCACAGGGAAACAGCAUGUGACUCUGCUGUCCUCCAGCGAUCACUCAGACAUUGUGACCCUUGGAGACUUGAAGGAGGAUGAGCACGUUGAGGUGGAGGAGGAGGCAGCAGCCAGCGAGGAGUUCUACAUGGGCACCUCCUGCAGCAGCCAGUACGCCUUCACUGCUGCAGAGACAGCCAAAGCAGGUUUGAGGUUGAGUCACUGGAACCUUCCACAGAGUCUCGUGAACUUAGGCUACCAUCUGAGAAGUCAGCUCACUGGAGGACGCUCUUUACCAGUCUUUCCAGUACAGCAGCCUGCAGUGACAAACUCAAGCAGCAGUGAGGAUGAGGCAGGACGUAGCCCCAGCACUGUUGUCCGAAGACGAAGGUUGAGAAGGAAUACCGCAAGCAUCGUGACAGAGCCUGAGGAGGAGGAGGAGGAGGUGCAGGAGUCUGGCCAUAGUGAUGACGAGGAGGAUGAAGAGGUCAGAGAGCAGAGGCAGGAGCAGGAGGAGGCAGAAGUUAAAAGUCUGGACGUCCGAAAGCAAGGCCAGGGCAGCAGCAUCCUCAACAGGUGUAUCCUGAUUGCCCUCGUCAUCGCCAUCAGUAUGGGCUUUGGCCACUUCUAUGGUACCGUCCAGAUUCAGGAAAGACAGAAAACGGAUAAAGUCAGAAUGAAUGAACUGGAUGUUGUGAGGGAUCUGAUUCAGCGACAUGUUAGAGAACAACCUUUUGCUAAACAGGUCCAGAAGAGCGACUUUGCCUUGGAUGACCUGGAUGAGCAAAAAGUUAUUUCCCUGCUCACAGAGGUGAUUGAGAAGAUGAAGAAAGAGAACCAGGAGCUCAACAUCAAACGGGCGCACAUUCAGGCUCAGAGGGAUGACCUGGAAACGUUGCUGAAACAGAAGGCUGAGGAGAGGACUAACAUCAUGUCUCAGCAGCAGAAGUUGACCACUGAGAACCAGCUGCUGAAAACCUCCCUACAACGUGAAGAGAAGUCCCUCUCCACCUUACAGGAGGAGCUGAGAAACCUGCGCUCUAAGAUUAGAGAUCGGGAGGCGAUGGGAGUCGGUGCUGACUUGUUGCUAUCAGAAAACCAGAGGCUGAAAGACCAGCUGGAGGAAGAGAAACAGCUGAGCCAAAGCUUCCACAGCCAGCAGGAAGACAUGAUGGCUGAAGCACAGACACUGAGGAAGAAGCUUAACAAGGAGAGAACGGUUACAGAUGAGCUGAGGAGGCAGUUAAAUGAGCUGAGAAGUCAAAUCCCCAGAGCUGGAAAGGAGGCUGGUUCAGAGGCAGGAGAGCUCCAGUCACGUCUGGCGGAGCUGGAGAAGAGACUGAGCUUUGAGCAGCAGCGCUCGGAUCUGUGGGAGAGACUGUAUGUGGAAACCAAAGAGGACAGAGCUAAAGGAGACACAUCGUCCAAAGUGAAAAGACCAAAAGAGGGCAUGGCAGGUAAAGUGAAAGAGACAUUCGAUGCCGUGAAGAACUCCACCAAAGAGUUUGUCCAUCACCACAAAGAGCAGAUAAAGAAAGCAAAGGAAGCUGUGAAGGAGAACCUGAGGAAGUUUUCAGAUUCUGUCAAAUUAACUUUCCGACAUUUCAAGGAUUCAGCUUCAACCUUCAUCAACAAAGCCAGAGGCUUUUACGAUAAGAGACGUGAUGAGAAGAACACAAAAGAGUCGUGGCAGCACAGAUCCCACAAGACUCAUCACAGACACCAGCGCAAAUUUGAAGAGUCCUUUCAGGGCAACCACAACACUCGAAAAUCAGGAAAUAAAGUUCACGACGAUCGAGGUCAAGACGCCCACAAGGCUAACUUGAAAGGAUGCUCUGGCGUUUUCGACUGCGCUUACCAGGAGUCCAUGAGUCUCUUCAACAAAGCCAUGGAGCCAAUCAGAGCAGACGAAUUUUACCAGCUGCUGCAGAGCUACCUGCAUCAAGAAGUCGACCAUUUCCACCACUGGAAAGAGCUGGAGAAGUUCAUCAACAAUUUCUUCCACAACGGAGUGUUUAUCCAUGACCAGAUGCUGUUCACAGACUUUGUCAGCGGCGUGGAGAACUAUCUGACUGACAUGCGCGGCCUUGAUGACGACGUGUUCAGAGAUCUUGAUGACUUCGUCUAUCGGCACUUCUUUGGAGAGGCUUACAGAAAAAGCUACGGCCCAAACGGGCCGUUUGAAAGACCCAACACAGACUCAAAGGAGUCGAGGGCGAAGCAUCAUCAACGAAAGCAGCAGAGAGCCCGAUCUCGUCAGCACAGUGAACGCAAGUGGAGCCGAUCAGGGAGAAACGCAGACAGACACAUGGCUGACGUCAAAAUAGAACUGGGCCCGAUGCCGUUUGAUCCCAAAUACUGAAAUCAUCUCAGCUGGUUUAAUAUCAUAGUUGCCAAUUCUAUUUUGGGUUUUAUUCAGAUGCAGAGUUUCCUCUUUUUUUUUUUUUUUUGUAAGUUUGCACAAUGUUAACUUUUCAAUGCUACUGAAGGUCUUCGAGUUGUUUUGUGUUUAGUGAAGUAAUCGUUCCGUUUGAGUGAAAGAUGUGGCAUAUCUGGUGUAACAUGAGAUGUCUGAGUUAAUUUCCAGUUCUAGCUGAAACACCACUGAUCUUCAACCACAGCACUUAUGUUUAAAAAUACACACAAUCAAAAAUGUUUAUUUAAACGAAAAGAAAAAGACAUGCCACAUUUUUGGAUGUUUCUGUGUAGAGCCAUGUAGUUGUUUUAAUUUGCUGCUACAAAGACAGGUUUGUGUGACGAGGUUGUAGUUUGCUUUUGGAGUUAAGAUUUCUAACAUUCCACCUCAAGCUUUUCUGAACUGGACCUGGCAGAUUUAUUUGUUUUAUUUACAUGUUGUGGAAAAAAAUGACUGGAAAAAUACUGUCACACAAUCUGAAAAUAAUUAUAAUAAUUUGGUGUUACACAUUUCACACGUCUGACAAUUGAUAUUUCAAAAUAACAUUUGAGUUUAAAAUAUUUAUUUCAGCAGCAACACCAUGUGACACUCUCAUU
This is a messenger RNA of Epinephelus moara (kelp grouper), 3424 nucleotides long. RefSeq names its product cell cycle progression 1 (gene ccpg1). The coding region runs from base 156 to 2774 and encodes 872 amino acids. Lineage: Eukaryota; Metazoa; Chordata; Actinopteri; Perciformes; Serranidae. The record is from RefSeq and is a predicted model, not a curated record. The transcript is spliced from 11 exons. Gene Ontology annotation, cellular component: membrane.